AUGGCUUUCGAAAAGGCUCAAAAGUCCUGCACCUGUAUCCAAAUUGCUCACCGCUUAUCGACAAUAAGGAAUGUCGAUAAGAUUUUUGUCGUUGUCGAUGGCGCCAUAGCUGAAGAGGGCACACACGAACAACUGCUCAAUAAACACGGAGUAUACUACGAUAUGACGUUAUCAUCGUAA
Messenger RNA from Cylicostephanus goldi, 180 nucleotides. The record is from the annotation of a GenBank genome assembly. Lineage: Eukaryota; Metazoa; Nematoda; Chromadorea; Rhabditida; Strongylidae.